Messenger RNA from Pogonomyrmex barbatus (red harvester ant), 1915 nucleotides. RefSeq names its product choline/ethanolamine kinase. The record is from RefSeq and is a predicted model, not a curated record. Gene Ontology annotation, molecular function: ethanolamine kinase activity; choline kinase activity. Gene Ontology annotation, cellular component: cytoplasm. Gene Ontology annotation, biological process: CDP-choline pathway; phosphatidylethanolamine biosynthetic process. NCBI's taxonomy places the organism in Eukaryota, Metazoa, Arthropoda, Insecta, Hymenoptera, Formicidae.
CCGCAUCGCGGCUAUCGUUAUCUCCCCUCCUCUAUUCCGCCGGUUGCUCGCCGAUUGGCGCUGCCGAGCAAACCGCGACAAAAACAAGUGAAAAUCAGACGGAGUGAGUCACUUUGAGUGCGUCGAACAAUCAGGUGUUUCGUUUUCCAGUAAUCCCGGAGCUCUUCAGAAUCGGACGUUUAUUAUUUUUCGCUUAAGAAGCACGUCCUUCUCUCUCUCUCUCUCUCUCUCUCUCUCUCUUUCCUCUCACUCAUCUCCCACUUAUGUUUCAUUCCAACAUCCACCUCGUAAAAUUAUAAAUUUCACGAGAAAGAGUGCUUGUCGACAGCUAUUCGCAGAGCUAUCUGGCGACGUCACCGUCGCACCUGUUCUAUCCCUUCAACUCAAUCCCAAACCCAAAUUUCUGUCAUCAAACGGCAGUCGCGAGGAAUUUCUGACGUGAAUACGCGAACAAACAUACACACGUAUUAUCUUAUCCGGUAUAUCGAGUGUCUCGUGAUACGAUCGCCCUGGUAAUAAUUAACGGCUAGGUGUGCGCCGCAUCGUCGGAGAAUUGCAGCUCGCCUAUCGUCCGCUCCCCCCUCCCCCCUUCCCGAGCGGCGCACUUUUAAUUCGUUCUCCACGGUCUGCAUCCGACGACGAGAUUUCAACAUGGGCGUUGAGGACAAGAUGUCGGAGAAGAACCCUGAGAUGAGGGAAACUGCCGCUAGGAUCUGUCGAGACUACCUGCAUGGCGUAUGGAAACAUAUUUCAGCAGAAAACAUUAUUCUUAAACGUAUCAGCGGUGGUCUCAGUAACUGGCUGUACAACGUCCAGCUGCCCGAAGGAACGGUGCCGAUCAGAGGAGAACCUCGCCAAGUUUUGAUACGUCUCUACGGACAGGUACACGGAGAGAGAGCUUUGGAAGGACUUAUCACAGAAUCUGUUAUUUUUACUCUGUUGUCUGAGAGAAAGCUUGGUCCCAAAUUACAUGGAAUUUUUCCUGGUGGUCGCAUAGAGGAGUAUAUACCAGCCCGACCUUUGCUCACGAAGGAGCUGGCGGAUUCGACAUUGAGUCUAUUGAUCGCGGAGAAGAUGGCACAGAUACAUACAAUGCAGAUACCAAUCAGCAAAGAACCCACGUGGAUAUGGGACACGAUGAACAACUGGCUUAAUAUGGCGACGGAUAUUCUCGAGAAUAGCGACGACAUUGAUAGCCGGCAAUUGGAAAAUAUUCGUCUAAUAAAAUGUUUGAAUCUGGAGAAAGAAAUCAAUUGGCUCGAAACAAUUGUGAAGCAACAUAAAUACCCAGUUACUUUUUGCCACAACGACAUGCAGGAGGGGAAUAUACUUUUACUUCAAAAUACGCGAAAGCCCAAGUUAGUACUUAUUGACUUCGAAUAUUGUUCCUACAACUAUCGGGGAUUUGAUAUCGCCAAUCAUUUCGCCGAAUGGUUAUACGACUACACAGCAUCGGAAUAUCCUUUCUUUCACGAACAUACGACCGCUGGCCCCACGAAGGAGCAAAAGCUCAACUUUAUAAAAACCUACCUAAGAACGUUGGGGAAAGAAGGAUCUGUGGAGGAGGAACGCGUCAUGGCUGAAGUAAGAGUAUUUUCGCUAGCUAGUCACUUGUUCUGGAGUCUCUGGAGCAUCGUAAACGCAAAACUCUUACAGAUUCCAUUUGGCUAUUGGGAUUACGCCGCCUCCAGGUUGAAGAAUUAUAUGUAUUUAAAGGAAAAGUUUAUUAUCUCUGGACCACCAGCCUCGGAUGACAGCCUGAAGAGAAAAUCUAUGGAUAUAGAUUGAAGGAACAAAAUUGAGUAAGAGAAGAUGCAUUUGCAAAUUUAUAUAAAAUUUCGCUACACGCUAGCUACCUUUAUUUAGUCCAUCGAUUCUAUCCGAUGGCGUUAAUAAUCUUUGACGAGCGGCGAAA